Messenger RNA from Sus scrofa (pig), 6622 nucleotides. Lineage: Eukaryota; Metazoa; Chordata; Mammalia; Artiodactyla; Suidae. The record is from RefSeq and is a predicted model, not a curated record.
GGCGGGGCGGCCUGGCGGGCAGGCCAGCGCCGCCGGCCCGGGGGGAGCGGGCCCGAGAGCCGGAGCCCGCGGCCGCCUCGGCGAACCUGCCCGCGCGGCGCCGGGGAGGAGCCCGGGGCGGUGGCGCGGGGCGCGCGCGCUUGGCGAAGGCGCCCCCUCCAGGGCCGUCUGCAGCCUGCGGGACGGGGCUGAGUGCCGGCUGGCCUGGGCGGUGAGUUCCAGAAGCUUGCUCUUUCUAAGACGGGAGCCUCUUCACCUCCCCCGGACACACGCACACGCAGACGCGGGCGCGCACACUGGCGCGCAGCACCGGCCGGCUCCGGGUCCGCGGCCUGAUUGGAGAGCCAGCCACUCGCAGCCUGGCGGAGGACGCGAUGCUGCUUGGGUGCGCACCGGUGCUGCCGAGUGCCGGUCCGGCUCCCAUCUCUGGUCCGUGCUCUGGGGCAGAGCCACCUCCCCACCCCCAGGCUCGGUUCCCUCCUCUGCCCGCUUCCAAGCGCUGCUGGAGCAUGAAUCAUGACGGCGGUGCCAGUGGAAGCCCUGGGCGGGCUCCCAGGCUCUACACCCAUGUUGGCAAUUAUUGAAGUUUAAUUCUUAUGCUUCAUGGCCCCGCUUUUAAAGGCUGGGGGAUGUGCAACAUCUUGCCUCAGACAAACACCCAACACUGGAUUGCCCGGAGGAGGGGCGGUUUUGCGUGGGUACCUCUUUCCGGCUUAGGGACGAGCUGCUGGGGUUACCCCCCGCAGAGCCCCCCGGUCCCACAUCCCCGUGCGUUCCGCAGAUGCGCACUGUAGAUCCUGGCCCAUGUCAGGUGCUGCUCCCGCCUCCGGGCCACCUGAGGUCUGGGAGACAGACCCCACCCCACCCCCGGAAGGAGUUUGCAGUUCCCAGGCCCCCGAUUUCUCACCAGGAGGAACCGGAGGACCUUUCCUCCCAGCAGAGCAGAAAGGCACCCAAGCCCGCUGACAGCUCUCUCUGCGUCUUCAGGCCUUCCGCCUCGACUGCUUUCCGUCUGGGGCAGAGGGAGCCUCACAGAGGUGGGUGCAGUGUAUGCGGUCAAUGCUCUGGGGCACAGCCCCUGGCCUGGACAUGAGGCUGUCAAGGAAGGCUUCCUGGAGGAGGUGACCUGUGCGCUGUGUUUGAAGAGUGACCGGAGUUAUUCGGGAGGGAGCGCCCCCUCUUGGUUGUGCGCCCUGCGGUGGGGGUGGGGUUUGGGAUCCCAGAAGGGACGGGGCGGUGGUUGGAUGUGGCUUUGGAGAGCCGGCCUUCUCCGAGCAGCGGGACCUCCCCGUGGGCCUCCUCCUGCCCACGAGGCUCCGUCUCUGGAGGAGCACUUUCAGGGCUGCGUCCAGAGUCCCAGCUCCACUCGAUACCUCGCGUGCGUGAGGAAUUUGGAGGGAAAGGACACCAAGCCCCCGUGGGGCCCAAAGCAGACAGGACAUCCCACUGCCCCGGCAGUGGCUCUCCGGCCAGGCCAGACUGGGGACACCUGGAGUGCCUGGCUGGCCAAGCAACCCAGGCCCCUGGGGAUGCCUGGCCGGGCUUUUGACCUCAGGCAGCAGACAUGGCACUGCUGGCAUAGCCUGGGAAGGGGCAGGAGGAGGCGCCUCUCCUGGGGGCCCAGCCCCAGAGCUGCGGGGACGGAGGGCUGAGUCCCUGAGGAGUCCUUGCGUAGAGGGCUUUGUCUGGGCUUCAGGGCCGCACCGAAUGCAGGUCUGCUUGCAGGCACCGGAGGCCCCAGGGACCGAGCUGUUCGCAGAGGAACGGGAGAGGCAUCUUAGCCCAGGCACUGAGACUGGGGUUUGACGAGCUGCCCCCCACUGCCCUGGAACAGGCCCGACAGUGUGCGCCCAGAAAGACUGCCUGCCUGGCGAGUCGUGGUGGCCUGGCCCGGGCUUGGCUGGACCAGGACGGGUGUGGGAGCCAGGCCGCACUGGUGGGCGGUGGGCACGUUGGGGAGGGGGUGUGGGGCAUCUCAGAAGGAAAACCGCAGGGAAGUGGAGCAUCCUGGGGCUGCCACCGUGGACUUGCCACCAUCCCACCCGUGACCCAUGGCCGUGGCACCUUGUGUCCGGGGCCCGCUGCUGUGGGCGGAAUCGGGGCACGCAACUGCUGGGCGCGGUGCUCUGCUCUGCGAAGGGCCUCCACUCAGGUGGAGGGGGCCUUGUCUCCUCGAACCAGCUCCCUGCGCACACGGGUGUACUGCACACAUGUGUGAUGCACGCACACACACGUAUGCAUGUGUGCCCAUGCUGCAUCCUCACCAGCCACACACCAGACCAUGCAGAUGCACACCUGCUUCCAUGAGUGUGCAUGCACGCAUAUCCAUGUGUGCAUGUAGCGCACAUACACAUGUACCUGCCCCUGCAGGCAGCAUGCACGCAUACCCACCCACGUGUGCACACACACAUCUCCAUGCACACGCACGUCUCCAUGCACACACAUAUGCUGCAUACACACAUGUCCACACAUGCACAUACAGUCACACGCACGCCAUGUGCACACAUGCAUGAAUUGGGGUGCCUGCCUCAGUUGUGCAAGUGCACAUAUCCGUAUGCACCAGGGCAUGCACAUUGCUGCACACACCCACUCUGUGCCAGCACACACCCGCACACCCACACAUGUGCACGUGCCUGUAGCCUCGCUCGCCUUCCUAGGCUGCAGGGAGAUUGUAUUUCCAUCACCCCGUGGCAGGUGGCUCCUCCCAGGUUUCGUCGGCCUGCCCCGUGUGAAGCGUCCUCCAGCUCGCUCCCUCUAGCCUGGGGCCCCUUUGUCACCGCCUUCAUCACCGCCUGCCAUGGUUCCGGGCCUUGGCACGUGCCCUCCUCCAGGCUGGCCACGCUGUCCUGUCUGUCCCUUGGACUCUUCUGUCCCUUCAAAACAUGUUGCCCCAGAUGCCUCCCUCGGAGGCCCCGGGCUUCCAGGCCGCAGUGGGGCCCUUCACUGGCCUGGGUGCCACCACCAGACCGCGUCUCUCUGCCGUGGGCACUUGAGGGGAGAGGCCGUAUCUCUGCGGAGCCGGGCUCGCAGCUCAUAGUGGGAACUCAGUCACAGCGUGGCAGAGGGAUGGAUGGUACGAAGGGCCUGGGGUCCUGCAUACGCCCCAGCCGCCCCAGCUGCCUGCAGUGUAGGCGGUGCAGGUGGAGCCCAGCAGAGCGCAGUGCUGCCUCGCACAGAGCCGCCCAUGCCGGACCCAGCGUCCCCCGCCAGCGGGCCCUUUCUGCCCCCUUCCUGUGGAAGUUAUGAGCUUAAGCCUCCUCUCACCCCCUUGCUUGCUGUCUGGCAGCCUGGACCCCCGCUGCCUCCCGGGACUCAGUGUUCCCAUCUGUAAAGUGGGGGUAUUGGCUGGAUGGAAGCUCCGUGCCUGCCUCGAGCUCCUGGGGCUGGUGUUUCGUCUGCCUGCGCCCCUGCCCUCGGUGGCUGCCUGCAGGGACGAGGAGAGCCCUUCCAGCAGGGUGGCUGGUGCAGCAGCGGAGGGGAGGCCUGGCCCACUAGACUCCAGACCAAACAGCUUGUGUCUCCAUUUUUCCCCACUUUUAUUCGAAAUUUCAUUUUCAGAGAUGAGGCGGGGAAAAAUGAGGCUGGCUUCUCUCCCUGCCCCUCCCUAAAGAAUUCCAGAACCACUUUGUCUUGUCAGAGGGCGGCUGGGAUCCGCCGGCCGGGCCUGGCCCUCCGCGCAGACCGAAUCCAUUGCCGUAUCGAUCACUUUGAUGGAUUUGGCACAGCUGAGUUCUUCCAGAGCUGGCGGAAGUCCCUCUGGGGAAAGAACUGCUUUGGGAACCGGCUUUGAUUUGCAGUGGGUGUAACAGAGGAAGGCAGCAGGUCAGUUCCUCUGAUUGAGCACCAGCUGUGUACCCCACCCAGCCUGGGACCCACUGGGGUUCAAGCUUGCUCCCCGCCCCCACCGCCCAUCCUGGCUCUCCCCUCUGCGGCCGGUUCCAGGCUUGAGCGGUGCCCCUUCCAGGGCCUCGCUGCUGCCCAGAUGCCUAAGCCUGGCAUUCCAGGCCCUCCUGGCCUGGCCUCCUCUGGGCUCGGGCUGACUAGCUGUUCCCUUGGGACCUACCCUGCGGGUGCUCGUGAAUGGCAGUCUGAGAGCCCCCCACCACCUGGCCCCGGUCAGCGGCUGACCUGCCAGGUCUCCACGAUGAGGUGCCCAGAGCUCUCAGCCCAGGGUGCCCAGGCGCGGCCCCACCCCUGUUGCCUCGCCCUGGGCCUGGAACACCUGCUUCUGACUUGGCUGCUCACCUGCCUGAGCAGGUGGGAGGCACGGCUCCACGCUCCCUCCGCACCAGGCUCCCUGGAAUCCCCCGCAAGGUUCCGUGGCCGGUGGUAGCACCCGGGUCCCUGGGCCUCUCCUGGAGUCACUGCCCCAGGAAGCGUCCUAAUGCAGCCUCCGCCCCUACUCCCAUCUGUCCCUUGGCCCUGCCCAUCCGCCGUGCUCCCGGUAGCCACCCUUAGGCCAGGGCCUGUCCUGAGCCGUCUGUAGGCGAUGGGCCAGUUCACCCUCUUUGUGUCCCUUCAGGGCGUGUGCUGCAUGGCCGUCCCUUUCUGCAGGUGAAGGUAGGGGCCCAGGUUGCCCCAGGUCAUGUGUGGUCCCCUGUCUGGCUGUCACGUGCCUGCUGUCCACUCACCUUUGCCUCGCCCGUCCCCAGCCGCUGGCUUCGGUCAGUGGGGGCGCUUUGGAAGGGCUCUCUGGGGAAGGGGCAGUUAAGCAGAGUCCCAGAGGGAGGGCACCUGAGGGCCUGAAGUGACCCCGCCCACAAGUCUGCCCACCCCUCCGGGGGCCCUCCCUGCCCUCCUGGGGCUGGAGCUCUAGGCCUGGCCCCUCAUCGCCUUUCCAAGCAUCAGAGUUCUCCUGGGAACACGAGACCUUGGUGCCGGCCUGGCAGGUGUCCCCUGGGCACAGCAGCUCAGGGCUGGGCGUGGACGGUGGCCAUUGUCUGUGGAGGGCUCAGCACCACUCAGGCCCAGCCCAGGGCACCAGGCACAGGCCUGACCUCCAGGGAGAGGCCAGGAGGCCAAAGGAGCACCUGCUGGGCCCGAGGGGACUUCUUCCCUGCCUGGGGCUCAGGGAGGACUUUCUGGAAGGUGUUGGGGCUCAGCUCAGACCAGAGGGUGAGGAGGCAGCAGCCUGUCCAAAAGGUGGCACAAGCUGUGGGCCCGGCGGCUGGCGCUUCCCCCCUCACCCCAAGGAGAAGGAUUCUCAGACGGCCCCCAACGACCCGGCCCUGGGACAGCCCCUCCCAAGCGUGAACGUUGGGGACAUCACUGCCCUGGCUCGGCCCCUAACCAGGUGCCUUCGUGUUAACAAAGCAGAUUAUCCCGGCGGGCCUGACCUGAUCAGGCGAGCCCUUUAAAACGUGCUCUCCCGCUGGCCACAAAGAGGAAGCAGUGCUGUGAGAGGCAGCCCCAUGGGGCUCUGGGGAGCUGAGUGAGCCCCUGAGCAAGAAAGGCCACCUCGGCCACCCAGCCUCAGGGGACGGAAUUCUGCCAACAGCCUUGUGAGCCUGGACAGGAUCUCUGGGCCUCAGAUGAGCAUGUGGCCUCAGCUGACACCUGAUUUCAGCCUCCAGGCCAUGAGCAGAGGAGUCAGCUAGCCUGUGCUGGACUCCUGGCCCAUGGAAACUGUGAGAUACAAAUGUGUGUUGUUUUAAGCUGGUCAAUUUUGAGUACUUUGUUACACAGCCCAGGUGACGAAUACACCUGCAUACCUGGUUUGUUCUGGUGGGGGAGCAGGGAUGUGCCAGGAAAGGAGAGCCCCUUCCCAGCCCUGGGGGGAGAUGGUGACACUGCUCAGCCUAUUGUAAUGGACCCCUUUCCCUUCCCCAGUGGCUGGAGGGGAAAGGUCGCAUGACCCAGUCCCGGCCAGUAAGAGCUCCCUGAGGACAAGCAAGAGAGGUACGAGAAGACUCACUGCCUUCCCACCUGUUUGGUCAUGUGUGAGGAUGUGAUGCCUGGAGCCGCAGCAGCUCUCUUGGGACCAGGAGGAGCUGACUCCAAAGAUGACAACCCUCAGAGGACAAAGUCUGUGUCCCUAAUGCUGUUGGUCUUGAGCCUCUAAAGGAACUCACCCUGCCGCCAGCCUUUGGCCAGAUUUCUUGCCAAGGGAGGCACUGAGUGGCCUCAUUAUUCAAGGGCUUUGGGGAGGAGGGUUCCGCUGCCGUUGAAUGUACCCUCGUGGAUUUGCUGUCCCCAGCUCGAUCCUGCCUCCUUUGAGAAUCACUGUGCCAGGCUGUGGUAGACAAAAUAACACACCCGAAGACAUCCAUGCCCUAAUCUGGAAAACGUGGGCCUGUGUGACCUUACAUGGCAGAAGGGACUCUGCUGAUGAGAUUAAGCUCAGGCCUCUGGGAUGCGGGUUACUCUGGAUUAUCCAAGUCAACCCCACGUAUAAUCCCGAGGUCCUUCCGAGUGAAUGAGGCAAGCGGGUUGGCAUUGGAGGAGAUGUGGCAGCAGAAGCAGAGGGCGGAGUGAUGGAAGGAGGGCCACGAGCCCAGGAGUGCGGGCUCCUCUAGACGGGAAAGACGAGGAGACGGAUCCUUGAGAAUCUAGAGACCAGCCCUGCCAGGCCAUUUGUGCUUCUGGACUCUAGAACCAUGAGAUAAUAAAUCUGUUGUUAGAA